Molecule: messenger RNA, 956 nt
Organism: Styela clava
Lineage: Eukaryota; Metazoa; Chordata; Ascidiacea; Stolidobranchia; Styelidae
Source: RefSeq, a predicted model, not a curated record
CAGAUAUCCUGCUUAAUACCUUGUAUAUACUUAGAAAUACAGUUAAUAAAAAUGCGCUUCGAAUGAAGCUAAAAUUAUUUCAACUAAGAAACAAGUUCCUGUAACAAUGCCACUUUACCACAAUUUUUCAUACUCGAUCAUUAAUAACGUGAUAUAUCGAGAACCAGAAAACGUCAAACUAUCGAUUAAGCAAGAUACUGCAAUUGGAGAGAACAGAAAAUCGGCAAAUAAGUAUAUAUUGCUUCUCAUCACUGGGAUCUAAUUAAAAUGAUUCGUAAUUGGCCGAAGCAGAGGCCUUUGCAAUCAUAUAAUAUAUACUAUAACAUGAAAGUGUCACAUACACGAUAAAAUACUAUCAUUUUUGAAGUGACUUGUUUCCAGUAGUAUCCAUACUGAAAGUCGAACCAUGCGUCAUAUUCCAAAACGUCGAUCAAUAUUAAAAAAAAUUUCCGGUCGUUAAGCGAGUCCGGAUACAGCGCUCACAUCUUCAUAAGUACGUGUUGACUGACAGUUUUAUGUUUAUGCACAGGCUUAUGCCAAUCUAAUGAAGCAUUUAAUCGAACGAUGAUUCUUUUAGCUCUGAGUAGUUACUUUGCCGUAGAAGAAUCAUCUUUAGCGACUCGCAACCAUGGUAAAAUAUCCUCUCCUACAAACACACAGAGCGAUGGCGAACUUAAGAAAGUUGCCGAUCCUUCGAAGUCGAGAAUAAGCAACGAAAGGACUCCUUUAAAAAUAUCCGUGCCAAAACAUACGAGUGUAAAUUCUGAAGAACAAAAAUUACAGUCGAACGAAAAUAUAACAAAAGUUGAAGAUGCACAAGGAGCAAUGCCAGUGAAAAGGCCAAUGCAAGCGGCCAGUCUUCCACAGUUGAUAAUAGGAAGAAUUGGCAAGAUGUUUCAACGAUAAUCCGACUAGUAACACCAACAUUUAAAUGCACUAUACCAUUUUUUAUACAA